CAGACGAUGUCUUUUUUCGGCGCUGGCCGAAGACUGAAGCGAGAAAUUCAUUUUGCGUUUUUAAUUCUGACUGAGUUGUUCUGCGGUUAAGUUGUGACAAUAACAAAGUCCCAAAUUCCCAAUCUUGUCAUUACACUGGAUACAAAAGACACCUAAAGUGAACUCAUCAUGGAAAUGGAAACAGUUGGGGACCUAGGGGAACAAGGCUAUGAAUUCGAUAAACCUCCAAAUAAUGGGUUGAAACUGAAAUUAAAUCAUCAGUUUCCAGUACAAUCUAAACAAAUCAUUAGACCAAGACCAAAUCAGAUCAUCGAAAUGAUGCCACUUACAGCAAGAUAUGUUAAAUACUACAUUGGUAAGAGGCUAAACAAAAAACGUCCUAUCAUGGAUUACAUAAAUAUGAUUUCUGCACAAAGAAUGUAUGGUUGCCCAAUUGGUGGUAUUGGAGGUGGGACAAUCGGGCGCGGCUUUAAAGGCGAGUUCUGUCGGUUCCAACUGUACCCGGGCAUCUAUGAGUAUGUCACUAUACCAGAAUGUCAAUUCAUAGUGAACAUACGGAAUGAUAACAAAGAAACUAUUUUUCAGUCUGUUCUAUCUACUUAUGAAAAGCCCAAAAAAGCACCAUCAACAUGGGAGUGGAACUUAAAUCCUGAGGACUGUGAAUACACAGGUCUCUAUCCUCGGGCCUGGACAACUUAUGAUCUCUCUAAAUAUGGGGUGGAAUUAGUUUGCCGCCAAAUUUCGCCUGUUAUUCCUCAUAAUUACAAGGAUAGCAGUCUUCCUUGUGCAGUAUUUGUUUUUUCUGCUAAAAAUGUUAGCAAUGAACACAGAGAUGUGAGUAUUACAUUCACAUGGACUGAGGUACUGGGAAGCACAAAUAAAAAGAAAGCAGCUGCAAAGUUAGACUUAGAAAGAUAUUCAGAGGAGCACACAAGUGGUGUUACAUUAGAGCAAAAGAUAGAAGAUACUCCAUGCACAUUUACAAUAUCAAAAAGGAAACUGGAAAACGAGACUAUACAUGAAGAUUAUUGUCUUUGGAAUGUGUCAAAGACAUCUGCUUAUGUGUGGGAGUGUUUGAAGAAAAAUGGCCGGCUUGAACCAGACCCUAGCCUCACCCCUCCCCCGCCAAAAGUCCCAGAUAAAUCAGAUACUGGUGAAAAAGAAAAGAAAGAAAAACAAAAGAAGAUUUAUAAAUGUGAUUCAGUAGGACUUUCAAGUGUAAUAUCAUUGGAUCCUGGUGGACAUGGAUCUACAGAGUUUUGUCUCGCGUGGGACAUGCCUAUUAUAAAGUAUAAAAAAGAUAAGAAAGUACAUAAAAGAUAUUAUACUAAAUAUUUUGGUAGUGAUGGAAUAGCUGGUGCAAGCAUAGCUGCAUAUGCUCUUAGGAAUUAUAAAAAUUGGGAGAAAUUACUUGCCGAGUGGCAGGAUCCUAUAUUGACUAAUAGCAAUAUACCAGACUGGUUAAAAAGUGCCUUAAUGAACGAGCUUUAUUUUAUUGCUGAUGGAGGGACAAUCUGGUAUGAUGUCCAUGAUGAAUAUCCAGAUACUGAUCCUAGACACAACUUCGGUCUGUUUGGCUACCUAGAAGGUCACGAGUAUAGAAUGUACAAUACAUAUGACGUACAUUUCUACGCUUCGUUCGCAUUAGCUCAGCUAUGGCCGAACUUGCAGGUUGUGCUGCAAUACAUGUUUCGAGAUACAAUAGGCUUAGAAACUGAAAAAUCUAGACAGACCUUGUAUGACGGAAAGUCUGUCAAAUAUAAAAUCAAAGAUUCAAUUCCGCAUGAUCUUGGAGAUCCAGAGGGCCUGCCGUUCGCCAAUAUAAACGCCUACAACAUCCACGAUGUGAGCGAGUGGCGCGAUCUCAACCUGAAGUUCGUUCUGCAAGUGAUGCGCGACUAUCGCCUGCUGCGCGCGCAUUCCGCUCCGUUCACCACUGAAAGGUACCGCUCCAUGGCGUUCAUAGACGACGUGCGCGACGGCACCGAAGACGACUUAUACUCGCGCUCCACCGGCCAAGAGACAACGCCGCCGGGCUCCCCCGAGCCACCAGCGGAGGCCGAGCCCGCGCCCGCGCCGCGUCCGUACGUGGCCGAUAUACUAGACCUGUUGUACAGGACCACGGACCACGGGAGUGACGAAGACGACGGCGGUGACAGGACGCAUCACCGAGAGACAGCGGCGGUCUGGGACGCAAACAAGUACAUAGCGGACAUGUAUCCAGCCUGUGUGGGACUGCUCCGCCGCGCUAUGCUGUGGGACCAAGAUGGCGACGGACUGAUCGAAAAUGGGGGGUUCCCCGAUCAGACGUAUGACGCGUGGGUCAUGAAAGGGCCUAGCGCAUACUGCGGCGGUCUUUGGCUGGCUGCUGUGUCAUCAGUCAAAGCGAUGGCCCACAUGUUAGGCCACGAAGAAGACGAGCGGGAGUUUGCGAAACUCCUGGACCAAGGCCGCAACUCGUUCGAGGACAAGCUGUGGAACGGCUCGUACUAUCUGUUCGACACGUGCGCGGCGAACAGCAAAGUUGUCAUGUCGGACCAGUUAGCUGGCCAGUGGUUCCUCCGUGCCUCAGGACUAAACGAUCCAGUGUUCCCCGAAGCGAACGUCAAGAGAGCUCUCUCCACGAUAUUCGAGCACAACGUCAUGAAGUUCAAAGACGGCAAAAUGGGCGCCGUCAACGGCUACGUCACGGGCCCCAACGGGCAUAUUGAUACGACAGCUCUGCAGAGUGAAGAGAUGUGGGUCGGAGUCACGUAUGGACUGGCCGCGCUUAUGAUAUUUGAAGGAAUGCACGAAGAAGCGUUCGUGACAGCCGGCGGUAUGCACAAAUCUUUGACACAAAUGGGUCUCUCAUUCGAGACGCCUGAAGCUCUAUACGAGAAUGGCAACCAUCGGUCCAUCGCGUACAUGCGUCCAUUGGCCAUCUGGGGUCUGUACCAGGCGUUGUUGGCGAGGCCGCCGCCGCCCGCGCCCCUCGCCAACGGUCAACUACACCAUACCAAAGACAAAACUAAAUUAUAGUUAAUUCUAUGCUCUAUAGUCUAUUUACGUCGUAAAGGACGGGUACGGUGACAGCUGUCACUUUGAGCUUCCAUUGUAAUAUUGGACUGAUAUAGAUGACCCACGCUGAACUGUCCCGCCAAACUCAAUGACAGGGGGGCGCUACCAUCGUUCAACUAUAUGGUUUCCAACAUGGCAAAAAUCUGAACCAGCGAUCCGGUAUUGACGGUGGCGCCCCACUGUCAAUGUCAUCGACAGGACAGUCCAGUAUUUUGGAACUAUAGAAAACAAGCAAUUUGUCAUGUGUUCAAAUUUCCUCAAUCGAUUUUGAACCUUAACGACAUGAAGAUCAAAAUUAAUAAGAAAAUGUCGUACUCUGCGGCCUGUUCUGUACUUUAACUUGCACAAUAAGGUCUACUUUUGCACGGCAACUGUUACGCCCAAUGUGUCGAGUGUGCACACACCGUUGUGUUCAAUAUUGCUUUAAUGACUAAUCAAUUUUAUCGCUAAGUGCAAUUUUAACAACGAAAUAUCAUUCCAUGUGUCUUUUUCUGUGUCUAGUACUAUUAGUAUUAUGUUUGUCUUAAUAUUUUUCGUAGGUUCUAAUGUAUUUGCUUUAUUAAUAAUAUUACUUUUAAUCCUUACCUUAUACUGUGUCUCUCUUGUUAUUUUGCUUGUAAUUCAGAAACUCAAAACUCAACUGUCACAGUGCCUAUCCUCUAAGACAUAGAUUUUAAGUCGACUUAUGAAACCGUCGAAAUUAAUCGUUUCAAAGUGAUAAAAUUAUGUAAGAUUCGAAAUAAGUAUUAUUUUUUUGACUUGCAUGAAUUUUAUACCGCUGAUUUGUCGACUAUCGAAUGGUCAACGGCAAUUAGUGACGCCACGAUAGGCUUAUAAUACAAUUAUCGUAUGGCUACUUAAAACAAUAUGUAUUGUGAUAUUUUUUGUAUAUUGAAAGAGCAAAUUUUUUUGUGAUUUUAUACUGUUUAUUCUUUUAUUUUUUACUUAGGUACCAAUUGUUAUACCAAUGAAAUUGCAACGAGAGUAUUGUAUUAGUUACUAUUUAACUUAUUUUUUUUUAUUUAUGACUAAAUUUCAUUGUUAUUUGGAAUGUAAUCGCCAUGAAUUUUAUUUAGUUUUAGUGAGGCAAAUGUUGCCUUUAAUUAUACAAUGUACAUUCAAGUAAGUACUUAAGAGAAAUUAAUAAGUAGCACUUUAUUCCACUUGGUGGAUCAUUUAAAAGUAAAACAACAAUAGAACGAAAGGUAGAUGCCAAAUGAUUGAACUCGUAAGAUUUUUGUAUUUAUCAUUUAUUUCGUAUUAUGUACGUACAUAUAAAUGCAUUUUUGGGACACGUUAAUAAAAAAUAUUUGAAAAGAACAUGGUCUUGACAUUUUCUUAACCUUAGCUCUGUGGCUAAA
Ostrinia furnacalis (Asian corn borer) is the source of this 4421-nucleotide messenger RNA. Its product is annotated as non-lysosomal glucosylceramidase. The transcript has 16 exons. Gene Ontology annotation, molecular function: glucosylceramidase activity; beta-glucosidase activity. Gene Ontology annotation, cellular component: membrane. NCBI's taxonomy places the organism in Eukaryota, Metazoa, Arthropoda, Insecta, Lepidoptera, Crambidae. The record is from RefSeq and is a predicted model, not a curated record. Gene Ontology annotation, biological process: carbohydrate metabolic process; glucosylceramide catabolic process. The coding region runs from base 169 to 3021 and encodes 950 amino acids.